AUGCACACCGUCUUUACGAUCGGUGUGCUACAAUAUCCGGUCAAGCUCAAUCUCCAGCCCAAGCCCAAGACGAAGCCCGAGCCCAAGCGCAAGCUCACAAUCAGCUGCGGCUGUCAAGCUUGGACGAUGGCGUCGACUAGGAGUUUGGAUCGCAAUCGUGAUAAGAAGAAGUUGUCGGCAGCGAAUGCGCAGCAGCAGCGGAACAAAAGGUGUCUGACGAUCCGCGACUCAGCCAUCGAGCUCGGAUCGAGAAGAACAGCUCCAGGCCAUUGCGAAAGAUCAAUCCGAUCCGCAAUCCCGCAUCGCAACGUCUCUGAUCAGUGCAUCAUCUUCUCGAUCAGCAGUCGCAUCAUCAUGUCGCUCAACGACCUUUCGCAGGGCUCCAUCGCCCAGAUGAUUCAGACCGCGGACCCUGCAAGCUCCUCGGUGCAGAACCCGGUCUGUCAGAUCCUCAGCAUCAAAAAGAUCCAGGCUAGCGCCACUUCCGCAUCCAACGUUGGCGAUCGGUACCGCAUCAUCCUUUCCGACGGCGUCCACUAUGCGCAGGCAAUGCUUGCUUCGCAGAAGCGAUCCAUGGUCGAAUCGGGCGAGCUGGAGAAGCACUGCCUCGUGCGCAUCACGCAGUUUGCCAGCAACUCUGUGCAGAACCGACGCAUCCUCAUCUUGCUCGACCUCGACGUCGUCCACAAACCCACCGCUGACCGUCUAGGCAACCCCACCAACGUCGACGAGGCGGUCAAGACCGAAGGCGGUGUCAAGCAGGAAGGCGGCGCCAACGCUCUGGGCAACAGCGCGCUCGGCAACAACUCUGCGGGUAGGACCACACCCGCCACCUCGGCCAUGGGCAAGCCGGUAGGUGCCGGUGGAGGCCGACCGGGCGGAAGCAGCGUCCACGCCGGCAUGCCCAUCUAUCCGAUCGAGGGUCUCUCGCCGUACCAGAACCGCUGGACCAUCAAGGCUCGUGUCACGUCCAAGUCGGACAUCCGCCACUGGUCCAACCAGCGCGGCGAAGGCAAGCUCUUCUCGGUCAACCUGCUCGACGACAGCGGCGAGAUCAAAGCCACCGGGUUCAACGAUGCGGUCGACCGCUUCUACCCUCUGUUGCAGGAGAACCACGUCUACCUCAUCUCCAAGGCUCGCGUCAACAUUGCCAAGAAGCAGUUCAGCAACCUUCAGAACGAGUACGAGAUCACGUUUGAGAACUCGACCGAGAUCGAGGAGUGCACCGACGCCACCGACGUUCCCGAGGUCAAGUACGAGUUUGUACGCAUCAACGAGCUCGAGGGCGUCGAGCCCAACCAGACGUGCGACGUGAUCGGUGUCCUGGACAGCUACGGCGAGCUGAGCGAGAUCGUCUCCAAGGCGUCGCAGCGACCGGUCCAGAAGCGAGAGUUGACGCUGGUCGACCAGGGCAACAAGAGCGUCCGGCUGACGCUGUGGGGCAAGAACGCCGAGACCUUCCCCAACAACGCCGGCGUCGACGAGAAGCCGGUGAUCGCCUUCAAGGGCGUCAAGGUGGGCGACUUUGGCGGUCGGUCGUUGAGCAUGUUUUCGAGCUCGACCAUGCUCAUCAACCCGGACAUCACCGAGUCGCACGUGCUGCGUGGCUGGUACGACAACGACGGAGCGCACGCGCAGUUCCAGGCGUACACCAAUGCUGGUGUGGGUGGCGGAGCGAUGGCUGCCGGCGGCGCUGGGGGCAACAUGGCCGAACGCCGUACGAUCGCUCAGGUCAAGGACGAGAAUCUGGGCAUGUCGGACAAGCCGGAUUACUUCAACGUGCGCGCCACCGUUGUCUACAUCAAGCAGGAGAACCUGUACUACACCGCAUGCCCUUCGGACGGAUGCAACAAGAAGGUCAGUCUGGACCACGAGAACAACUGGCGCUGCGAAAAGUGCGAUCGCUCCUACGAGGCGCCCGAGUACCGCUACAUUCUCUCUACCAAUGUGGCCGACGCUACGGGUCAGAUCUGGCUGUCGGGUUUCAACGAGGACGCCAGCAAGCUGAUUGGUAUGUCGGCGGGAGAGCUGCACGGGUUGAGGGAGCAGAGCGAGUCCGAGUUCAGCGCUGCGCUGCACAAGGCGGCGAACAGGAUGUACGUGUUCAACUGCAGGGCCAAGAUGGACACGUUCAACGAUACUACGAGGGUGAGCUUGACUAUCGAUCAUAUCCAACAGAUGCGGAAUAUCCUCAUAAAUGCAUCCCAACAUAGCCCCUACCACCUGCUCGCAUUCAUCCAGAGUCUUUCUCAACACCAUCAGUGUUUCAUCCAGCGUAGCAGAAGAUUGACCGUUGGAGAGAUUCGUGAGCAAGGUGCAGGAGUGCGAGAAUGUCGUAUCGAACUGCGCGGCGAGCGCAUCGCAUCGGUUGAUGAGCGUUAG
Messenger RNA from Pseudozyma hubeiensis SY62, 2382 nucleotides. RefSeq names its product damaged DNA binding protein. The transcript is spliced from 4 exons. Bases 1 to 2382 code for a protein of 793 amino acids. Gene Ontology annotation, biological process: DNA recombination; DNA replication; DNA repair. Gene Ontology annotation, molecular function: DNA binding. The record is from RefSeq and is a predicted model, not a curated record. Gene Ontology annotation, cellular component: nucleus. Lineage: Eukaryota; Fungi; Basidiomycota; Ustilaginomycetes; Ustilaginales; Ustilaginaceae.